AGGUAGCGUUUACAAAGGUGUAGGGCGUCUGGCUUAUUGACUGUGCCCAGCCUUGAAGCUAGUUUUGCUGUUUGGAAAGAGCUGUUGUAAUUCAGAUUUAAAGGGGUUUUCCUAUUAAUUCAAAGCUCACUGCGCCUCCGGUUUCCCAGGGAAGAAAAGCUGAUUUACUAAACUAAAUGGAUGCUAUACUGAAUUACAGGUCGGAAGAUACUGAAGAUUACUACACUUUACUGGGAUGUGAUGAACUAUCUUCGGUUGAACAAAUCCUGACAGAAUUUAAAGUCAGAGCUCUGGAAUGUCACCCUGACAAGCAUCCUGAAAACUCCAAAGCUGUGGAGACCUUUCAGAAACUGCAGAAGGCCAAGGAGAUUCUGACCAAUGAAGAGAGUCGAGCCCGUUACGACCACUGGAGAAGGAGCCAGAUGUCAAUGCCAUUUCAGCAGUGGGAAACCUUGAGUGACUCAGUGAAAAUGUCAAUGCACUGGGCUGUCAAAAGUAAAAAAGAUCUCAUGCUGGUAGAAUCUGGCCAGACUCAUUCCAGCAACAUUGAAAAUGAGGAAUGGGAAGAGCAGAGAGAAGUAAAGAAAGAGGAGAUGGCUUCAACCACAGAGAAAAUGGAACAAAAGGAAUCUGAGUCCCAGGGGAAGUCAAACUCGCCACAAAAUCCAGAUUCUUCAAGUCUUUCAGAUGUGAACUCUUGGCACUUCCGUUUCCGCUGGUCGGGGGAUGCGCCCUCAGAACUCCUGAGGAAGUUCAGAAACUAUGAAAUAUGAAGUGUCCCUUCUUCAGAAGAGGGAGAGCAAGACUGUCCCCUGCAUUGCCAACAUGCAGUCUUUGUACACAUCUUUAGAAUGUCGUGUUUUUGUGUCAUGUUUGUGAAUUGCUGAGUACCAAUUGAUUCCUUCAUCCUUAAACCCAUACUUAAGACUCUUUCAGUAUUUAGAAAACUUAAGGCUCUUACAUCCAGAGUAGACUGUGUAUGUUUUCCUGUUAAUGCUAUUUAUAGAAAUUCAUUAAAAAUUGAUGUCUAUAUUUAAA
Tupaia belangeri chinensis (Chinese tree shrew) is the source of this 1038-nucleotide messenger RNA. RefSeq names its product DnaJ heat shock protein family (Hsp40) member C12 (gene DNAJC12). The record is from RefSeq and is a predicted model, not a curated record. The transcript has 5 exons. Bases 177 to 773 code for a protein of 198 amino acids. NCBI's taxonomy places the organism in Eukaryota, Metazoa, Chordata, Mammalia, Scandentia, Tupaiidae. Gene Ontology annotation, cellular component: cytoplasm.